This is a messenger RNA of Bicyclus anynana (squinting bush brown), 9810 nucleotides long. RefSeq names its product E3 ubiquitin-protein ligase Bre1 (gene Bre1). Bases 225 to 2984 code for a protein of 919 amino acids. Gene Ontology annotation, cellular component: HULC complex; nucleus. The record is from RefSeq and is a predicted model, not a curated record. Lineage: Eukaryota; Metazoa; Arthropoda; Insecta; Lepidoptera; Nymphalidae. The transcript is spliced from 17 exons. Gene Ontology annotation, molecular function: metal ion binding; ubiquitin protein ligase activity.
AUUUUGAAUUUGUUGAGGUUGUUCGUCUGUGGCUGGCUGAGGUGGUACAAGGGAAGGGAUAACUCUAAUUUUAUAGUUAAAUUGAUUUCUUUGCUUAAAAAUAAAUGAAGCCGUUUAAAAAUGAUAGGCUUUGAACGAUCUAAUAAAAUGUAAUAGCCUAAUGAAUGUAGAUUUUUCAUAAAAAGCACAAAUUCCGAUUUGUCAAUAUUGACAAGCAGGUCAAAAUGUCGAAACGUACAGCCGAAGAUGGUGGCAAUGGCAGCAGUCAGCCGCCGAUCAAAAAAGUUCACUUUGAACCCCACCUAAUAGGACCAGUCUCCACCCUUGAAGAGAUGGACAUAAAAGUGCUUCAAUUCCAGAACAAGAAAUUGGCUCAGAGAAUAGAGCAACGUCACAGAUGUGAAGCUGAGCUGAGAGCAAGGAUAGAACAGCUUGAAAAGCGACAGACCCAAGAUGAUGCAGUACUGUGCGUUGUUAAUAGAUACUGGAAUCUACUCAACGAAGACAUUCGAGUGUUGCUACAACGCUUCGAUGCGGAGACUGCAGAUGAAUCAGAAAACAAAAAUGAAAAUGAGGCGACAACCUCAUUCUUAAUGCAACUGUCAACAUGGGACAAGGAGGAGCUGGAUGCACAACUGGCAAACAGAGUGCAAGUUAGCAAAAGAGCCGUGGCUAAGGUACUGCAGGCCUUUGACAGACUGCAGCAGAGGAACGAUAAGAUAUGGAAGGCUAUUAAAGGAGAAGGGGAAGAGGGCACCCCAGCACCAUCGCUAGAUGAGGUAAUCCGUGCAACCAAUGAAGAAGUAACGGCAGAGAACUGUCGCUUGCAAGGGCUGUGCACCACCCUGCAUGAGAGCCAUCAUGCCAUGACCCUGCGCGUGGCUCAACUACAAGAUGCAGUCAACAGCAGAGAUACAGAGAAUGCUGAGCUGAAAAAUCAAAUUGAUGACUUGCAGUAUGAAUUGAUGAAGGUGCGAUCAAGAAACGAUAAGUUAGAAAAUCACUUGGCCGAGGCAAUAGAGAAGCUCAAGACAUAUCAUCAGUCAGGAACGGCUGCAGGCACCAGCUCUGGACCAGCCAUCGCGGCUCCACAUCCUGUCGUCAACGCCAAGCUCGAGGAUGUCGCAGCAGAACUGGAGGAGCAGAGGGAGCUGGCGAACAACAGGCUGGCUGAACUGGACCGCCUGCACAGACAGCACCGAGACACGCUCAAAGAGCUGGAAAAGCUUAAAAUGGAUAUCCGUCAACUACCAGAGUCGGUGAUAGUGGAGACAACAGAGUACAAGUGUCUCCAGAGUCAGUUCUCGGUGCUCUACAACGAGUCCAUGCAGAUGAAGACUGCGCUGGACGAGACGAGGCUGCAGCUGCAGAGCGCCAAGAACUUGCACAUGCGGCAGAUUGAGAUGAUGGAGAGCGAAGAAUUGGCACGGCAAAAAGCGCUGCGGGCAGAAAUGAUCCAACUAGAAGAUGUACUGGGCCAGCUUAGGAAAGAGUACGAGAUGCUGAGGAUCGAGUUCGAGCAGAACUUGGCAGCCAACGAACAAACCGGACCGAUCAACAGGGAGAUGAGGCACCUCAUCACGUCGCUGCAGAACCACAACCAGCAGCUGAAGGGAGAAGUGCAUCGGUACAAGAGAAAGUAUAAGGAUACUAGUCAGGAGUUAAAUAAGAUCCGCAAAGAAAUGGAAGAAGCCAACACACGCGGCGGUGCCAGCACCGAGCAGCCUGAUGAGAAGCCGCUCGUCGUCAAGAAAGAGGAACCCGACCCUGAGUUAGCUGAUGACUGUGUCCAGGGCGAGGAAGGCGCCGCCGCCGGGCCCGAGAACAAGGGCGCCGGGAACAAGGAGCACAACCGCGCCAAGUUGCAGGAACAGGAUCAGAUCAUCAAGGACCUCAAGCAGCAGCUCAAAAAGGCCGUGAACGAGCAGAAAGAGCUGAAGCUUCUGCUGGACAUGUACAAGGGAGUGAGCAAGGAGCAGAGAGACAAGGUGCAGCUGAUGGCGGCAGAACGUAAGGCGCGCCAGGAGCUCGAGGACCAUCGACAGAAAGCAAAAAUGGCGCAGGAAAGUAAACGCGAGAGGCGAGUGGCGGACGAGGAUGCCCUGCGGAAGAUCAAACAGCUGGAGGAGCAGAAGUACGAGCUGCAGAAGCAGCUGUCGUGCGCGCGCCCCAACGCCGACCCGCUGCACACCUUCGCCAGGCCCUUCGCUGGCUCGCAAGAGGAAGAAGCGCUGCUCAACGAGAUGGAGGUGACCGGGCAAGCGUUUGAAGACAUGCAGGAGCAGAACUCGAGGCUAAUUCAGCAGCUGAGGGAAAAAGAUGACGCCAAUUUCAAACUUAUGUCUGAGAGGAUAAAGGCUAAUUCGCUGCACAAAUUGCUGAGGGAAGAGAAGCAACUUUUACAAGAGCAGGUAGUGACGCGGGACCAGCAGAUCGAGUCGAUGGGGCUGGUGGCGCGGCGGCUGGAGGAGAAGGAGCGGCUGCUGCAGAACACGCUGUCGGCCGUGGAGAAGGAGCUGCUGCUGCGCCAGCAGGCCAUGGAGAUGCACAAGCGGAAGGCCAUCGAGUCUGCGCAGUCGGCUGCCGACCUCAAACUGCACCUUGAAAAGUACCACGCACAAAUGAAAGAAGCGCAACAAGUUGUCGCGGAGAAAACUAGUGCACUCGAAGCAGAAGCUUAUAAAACGAAACGGUUACACGAAGAGCUGGCGGUAUUACGGCGCAAGGCGGAGCGGAUGAAGAAGAUGGAGCAGGCCGGCAGCAGCAUGGACGAGGUGUUGCUGGAGGAGAUCCGCGAGUACAAGGAGACCCUCACCUGCCCUUCGUGCAAGGUGAAACGCAAAGACGCCGUGCUCACGAAGUGCUUCCACGUGUUCUGCUGGGACUGCCUGCGCACGCGCUACGAGACACGCCAGCGGAAGUGCCCCAAGUGUAACGCGGCCUUCGGCGCCAACGACUACCACCGGCUCUACCUCUCCACUUAGGUACGGCGGCCUACAUCUAGUGAUGUACACCUUUAUUUAUUUUGACGACCAACUGUAUCUAGUGAUGUACACCUUUAAUUUAUUUUGACGAGGUAUUUGAGGUAACUGCUUUGGGAGGAUAUAUCGAGCGGGACUCUUUGGCCAUAUUAAUAGAUGUUCCUCAAUAUCUAACUUGAAGUUCAAGCUACUUGACAUUAUAAUGGGCUAGUUGACACUUUUUUAAAGUGUCUUAAAUUGUUCAUUAGCGUUCUACUAAAUUGAAAAAAAAUAUUAUAUUUUUUUGAAACAAACAACAACACAAUACAUAAUUUUUUUUUGAAAAUACGAGCCAAAACGUUGUUGGUCAUGAUGGUCUAUAUUUUAAAUGUUUCAUGAAGUCACGUUAAGACUAAACACAAAAUUAUAAGUUUGACGUUUAUUCCUUCGACGUCACACAAUGGACGACAGCGUUUUUGACGUUUGGAAAAAUGACCCUUAAUCUAUGAAUAAGGGUCCGAAAUUCAAUUCAAGUUGAAUAUUGUUUAAAUUGAAUUUGAUAUAAGUCAACUACCCUAUUGUGAUUUUUAUUUAUACAGUGAGGAACUAAAUACUGCACUUUUCCACUGUUAAUAUGGUUUUUACCCACUCGACCUCAUGAGUACCAAUUUAAGCACAUAUGCCCCAAGUACAACACUACCUUUUGGGGGAAAUCUGCCUCACAAUUUCCUGAAAGUGGAAUUUUUACCCGGGUCAGCAAUAUUAAAAGAUUCCGGGAGAUAACACUGAGGUCUUUGUAACCUAUAUCUGUAUCAAAAAUUUCUUUGAUUAAUUUAAAUCAAUAUUCAUUAAGUAUGUGAAAUAAAAGAUUCUGUCGAAUUAAAAAGAUUUUGUGAUGAAAUUAUAAUCUUGGAACUAAUUUUUUGUCACAUGAAGUAUCAGGUGAAUUCAAUACUUUAGCUAUAAUUUUAAUCUAUCUAAUCUGUGAUUUAUAAUCGUCUACAAGAUUUUUCAAUAAUAAAUUCGUAAUUUGAUCACAUUGUUAUAAUAAUUAUAAUCAAUUAAUUAAACUAAGAUCAAGUUCUUUAAAUGGAUUAUUGGAAUUAAAAACUAAGGCAAAAAUGCUUUUUCAAAUCCAAAAAUCAUGUUCAUCUUGAUUGACCUGACUCUACUUACUACAAUGAUAAAUAUUUUGGAUAGUUUUAGGAAAUGUCUACUUUUUUUAAUAGGCACUGAUUUGCCAAAUUCAUGAAUCAGCUGAUUGGUCUUCAGAAAUUGAUCUCUCAAUUAAAUAAUUUUGGUAUUGGGUUAUUUAUAUGAACCAAUAACAAAUAAUUAAACUCGUUUUUGCGUUGGUUUAAUGUAUAGGAUUCGAUUAUUAUUAUAGAUAGUUACCUACAGUCAAAGCCAAUCGUUCUAUAAUGAUAUUUAGACAUGCUUUCUAAGCUUUUUUAUACUAAAAACUAGCAUAUGUAAGUGAAAAUGUACGUACACACUGACUAUUGAAUUUGCUAUAUGUUAUUUAAUAAAAAAAUAUAAGCAAAAGAGUAUUAUAAAAUAAUCAUGGAAACUUUAUUAUGGUAUAUUUGUACUCUUAUCGAAAAUGUUCGUUAGUAUAUUUAAUAAAAAUAAACUAAGAAAUUUUUGUAAUAAUCACAAAUUAUGGGCGUAUUGAUGUUCUAUAUAAUUCCUUCGAAAUGGAUGUAAUUAUGAACUAUGACAUAAAACUUGCGAUAUAUAUACUCAGAGGCACAAUUAUCCGCCCACUUUAAUUUGACGCUAGUGUAUUAAAGUGGGCGGAUAAUUGUGCCUCUUAGUAUAUGACUUGGUACUUUAUUAGCGAAUUUUCAUUAUAUUUUCACUUUCUGUAGUAAUUUAUCAAUUAUCCUGAUUAACAGUAAAAGUUGCUGAUAAGAAUUAAUACUCCAUUUUGGAGUUAUGUAAUAAAAACACAAGCUAUACUAGAACUGUUAGGGUCGGUGCAUAUCGGCGAUGUGCAGCGAAGAGUAUUUUUCUACAAACUUUUAUUGGCAUUGCUGGCAAUGAAAUAAAAUGAAUUCAAUUAACAGCUAUGCUUUACCGCCUCUCGGGGAUUAUUUAUCAUGUUUAAUAACUUCUGACUUUAUUUAUUUGUGUAAACUCUUUAUAACGACACUUUUCGGAGUUAUUAACCAUUUACAGACCAGAGAGAGUGGUCGUUGAAUGGAGAAAAAUAAAAGGUUUCUUUAAUUUCUUCGCAGAUUUUCGAUACUGCUAAGCUUGCAGCAUUUUUUUAUCUAUCUGCGACUUCACAAAACUAAUAUUUUCGCCCGUCACUAUUAAGCGAAUUAUUAAAACUUUUUGACAAUAUAAUAUUUUCGUUUACUGACCAUGUUUACAGUUUCGUUCGUCGUACAAAGAACGAGAUUUAUUAUAUAAAAAUUUACGGUACGUAUGCGUAGUAGAUACGCGCAAAAUAAUAAAACAUAAAAACAGGAAAAAAAACGUCCUCAGCUGCAGUACUUAUCAAUUUUAGCAACUCAGAAAAUACUAUUCUGUAUUUUUGUCUUUAAAUACAGUUCGCGUGACGCUAUAUAAUAUUGGGUACAGCGUACAUUAUUGGGUAUUUCUACAAAUUAAACCAACCAAAGACAGGCAAUUUGGACGUUUUAAGAAGUUAGUCGUUAAACCGAGUGACAUUGUAAAGAGUUUACAUGGCAGUUACGCUAUGCUUCGCAGAUAUGCACCGGCUCUUAUCAUAUAUUAUACAAUUGUAAUAUAAUAUCUUAUUGUGUAACUUUUGUUUGGGAUAAUAAAAAUACAAAUGAAUUAAAUAAUUUAUUCUACAUGUAAAACUUUGAAAUAUCAAAAAAUUCACAACUAUUUUUAAUAAGUAAAUAGUAUUGGACAUGCUAGAUCAUUCAUUCCUUAUUUUAUAGUGAUACUUUCCAUGUAUUUAAUUAUGAGUUAUGUAAACGCAAUCGUUGUCUAAGAUUUAAUGUGCAUUUUGCAACUUGCGGUGGCGCGCGCCGUUUAUCAUUAUUAUUAUUAUAUUGUUGUUGUAUAUUUAGAUUAAAAUGAAGUCGAACAAUUGAAUAUAGUUUAUUCUUUAGUUAUACAUAUGUGUAUAGUGAUGUAAGCAUAAUUCUUCUACUUUAUUAUGGACAUAUUAUCCUGUCCAGAUAUAUUAUUUAAUGUCUGCAAAUAAUUGUUUUUGCCCGCUAAAUCCAUUUCUGAUGUCAGCCCGUCUCCGAUAUUUUUUGCGUCCGGUUUCAAUGGAACAUGAUUUAAAGCCAUUGACCUCUUAUCAUAAUAAAAGGACGCACAAUCAUGUAGAAAAUUUCACUUAUAAACUGGCCAAUUUUGCUUUGACAGUUUUAGAAUUAUUGGUUAAGAAAAUUAUACCUAAAGGCCUUUAACUAUAGUCCAAAAAUCCCAAAUUCAGAGCAAAUUUAACCUUAAGUAUUGAGUUUAAGGUUGAAUUUGCAAAUGCGACUACUUGAAUUGAGUGCCACGAAAUUGUGUUUGGCACUCAUUGAGUGGGGACGUUUUUUGGUCGCUGAUUGUGCAUCCACUUUUUAAUAGGAGAUCGAUGUUUAAAGCUUAUUAACUUUAAACAUCGAUCUCCUAUAUCGAUAAUGACUUGCGUUGAACUUCAGAAUAAAUAUUUAUUUCAUAUUUUUGUAAUUUCUAUUGUGUUAAUAGUCCAUAAUGUAGUAGCUAUGUAGUUAUAACAAUUGUAUUGUAGAUAGGAAAAUAGACUAUAAUGGAAAAUAACGACAGCCCACUGACUGAUAUACAUAUUUAUAUUUUUAGGUUUAACUUUCAUUGGGUUAAUAAUUUAAUAUUGUGCUCUGCUCUUACUUGGGGUGAUAGAUAUUUUUUAUCCUUUUAUUUUCUUUUUAAAAUGACCUCCAUUGAUCUUACUCUUAGGGCGCGCGACCAUAUUUUUAAUUCCGCAACAAUUUCGUGGAGAAAUUAUAAAAAAAAAUAGGAUUGAAAAUUAGCUCAUGUGUGCGCGCCCUUAUUGAGAUGGACAGAGUUAAAAGAAAACGAAUACACGUUGUAUUCGUUUCUAAACCCUUGCGCGCAAGAAAUGGUUUUAGAAGUGACGAUAGAACUUUUGAACUCUUAAUACAUUUACUACAAGAUUGCAAAUGUGCUGAGGUAAAAUGAAUAUCACAUUUGUUUUAUUAUAUUUUGGAAAAGGAUGUGCUAUGCUCAGCGCGCAGACAGUUUGCCUUAUUUUUUUUAAUUACGUAAAUUAAAAAAAAAAAACAUGCAAAUACUGCAAAAAAGAAGAUUAUCUCUAUUAUACCUUAUAGUAAAAAAAUAAUAAUAAACGCAUAAUUGAAGUAUCGCGAAGAUUUAUAUUGUUGACUUCACUGUGAGUGCUUGAAAUUUCCAAUUUUCAUAUUUAAUUCUAGAACUUUGUUUUAUACUACGUUUAAUUUAAAUUGAUAGUUAGAUAGUAUUUUCAUCUCUCUAUAGUCUUUGUUUGGUCUUAUACUUGUAGUUCUGAAAGUUACACCUUUUUUUUUCAUUUUCUCUUGUGGUUCAAAAACUAUUUAAAUAUAAAAGAAAUUCAAUAUAUUUACUAUGUACUAUGACUACACUCUGGGUUAUUGUAGCUUCCCAACAGUGAAAGAGUUUUUUCUAAUCGGUUUAGUAGUUCAAGAGACUAUUCAAUGUAAACAAACAAUCAUUUUUAAUAUCUAUACUAAUAUAAUAAAGCUGAAGAGUUUGUUUGUUUGAUUGAACGCGCUAAUCUUAGGAACUACUGGUCCGAUUUGAAAAAUUCUUUCUGUGUUAGAUAGCCCAUUUAUCGAGGAAGGCUAUAGGCUAUAUGUUAUCCCCAUAUUCCUAUGGGAACGGAACCACGCGGGUAAAACCGCGCGGCGUCAGCUAGUUAGUAUAUAAAACAAACGGUACGUUUUACCUUCCUUUGGAAAAGCAUCGAAGUUUGCAAUCUCGUAGUAUUACUGUAUUGUGAUGUAAGGAUAUGUCACUUUGGUCAGUAGUGAGGAGGUGGCAGAGUUAGUUUCGAAUUUAAUUUAUCUAAUAGUUUUAUUGUGUUUACUAAUAUUUAAUGAAAAUAUCGACAGUUAAAUGUAAACAUUUUAGGAAGUAUUUUAUGAUUAUGCUGUAGAUUGUAAUAGACCAAUUGGGCACCUCUUGUUCAAAAUAGGCGCAGAGUUUCGUGUCCGUUUAGGGCCUCUAUAACAGGAUGCCCUAUUUUAUACAUUUCAACAAUAGUUUGUAAAAGAUUGAAAUAUGUAAAAUAUUUAUGUUAUUAAUGAUUUUUUUUUUGUGAACUGUACAGUUAGCGAAUACAUAUUGGUAUUCUAAGAAGGAAAGAAGAGAUAAAUCAAGAGAAUUAUGAGUUCCUCGUUUGGGAAAGGAGUCGUACUUUUUGUAUCUAUCCCAUGUUUUGGGUAACGAAUUUUGAAAUUUGAAAUUUGCGUUUUUAUACGCUUAGGUGGUUAGGAAGGUCUUUGGUCAGAGCGAACUAUUUAUGUCGCAGUUGGUUAGUCGUCUAUCGAGUAGACAAAAUGAGUUAUCACAGAAUUAAUAGAAUACCUUAAACAAAUAAGCUGGAAUUAUAUUUAUCUGAUGUGUCGUGUCGUGACGUAUCGAGAACAGAAUCGGUUUCAUCCUUUUAGUAUGAAAACGUUCACACUUAUCUUGAACCACGUGUCGACACACCAGAUAUUAUUUGUCGUGUCGACACGUCACGUGUUGACUGUAGAUAAAUAAAAUUCCACCUUCAGUCCACUAUCUUUUUUGCUGGCAUUUAUUGUAUUUGUGCCUUGAGUGUGAGUUUUUGCAAGCAGUAAUAUUUCCGAAAAUCACUACAUUUUGGUACUAACUGACCGUUGUCGCACUUAUUGUUAGAGGCCGUACAGACUACUUUAGUAUUUUAGUCGAGUGCGAACAUUUUUUGAAUUUUGGGUGGUAAACCCAAAAAUCGUUACCGCACCUAAUUUUAGUAAUCUUGAAAUAAAUUACAGGAAUAUGAGUAUUAAUUUAUUUUUAAUGUUGAUUUUUAUUCUGAAUAAAAAAAUAAUGUAUUUAAAAUUUUUUUCUUUAUCUUUAAAUUGGGUAAAUUAUUCGUUAAAUUCCCAAAAACUCACUCCUGAUGCUCUGAAUUAUAUUAAAGUUGUGAUUCUUCUAAAUUUUCCGGCGUCUGAAUGUAAUUCUUCUCAAUUUUAUAUCAUUCAUUAACAUUAAAUGACAAAAUAUGUGGCUUUGUAUGUUUGUGGUUCAAUUGAAUGUGUAUUAAUAAUGACCUAAAUUUAUAUAAACCGCGUUGUACACGCUCUAUUUUACUGUUACGUCUCGCCUAUGUCCGGUUGUAGCAAGCGAUCAUAGCGUAUAGAGUGCGCGCACGAUAAGUUUGCGCGUGACCAAAAUUGGAACUAAUCUAAAGCGCCGCCAUCUUGUUGUCUAUCUCUAUCUAUCUAUUGGCGGGUAAAAGAGAUCACUAAAGCUGACAACAUGAUUGCGCCGCCAGUCGUGAUCAGACUUAUCUUGCGCGCACUCUACCAGGUGGGUAAUUGCGUAUCUUGAUCCGUUUGACAGCUCCAUUGAAUAAAAUAUACGUCAAAUAAAUGUCAAACUCCUAGGAAAACUCUUUGACUAGUUAGACAAUUAUAAUGGAAUGACUUUGCGUGCAAACGGAUCCGAUCAAGUUACACAAUUACUCCCAAGGUUGUAUGUGUGUACGAAAACAUGGCAACACCAUGUCGGGCUUUGGCGAUACGUAAAGCAAUGAUCGUAACGCGCCUGGCUGAGGCAUUGUAACUCAACUGUGUAUAUCUUUAUGUAAUAGAUAUGUAUUAAAUUAAAUGGAAUAAAUGUUUAAAAAAUA